CUGAACGGUAACGGCGUUCAUGUUGUGUUGACGACGACAUCGAUGUUGAUACUGAUGACAUGCCAUGUCAACAAACAGACGAAGUAACCUAGGCCUAUUAUUACACGUACGCAGGAUUGAAAUCAUGAUUAUUGAUCUUUAGUAUCUGUUUUACUGAAGUCUUACCUUAGCAACAUAAUGAUUGAUCAAUAACAUCAAUUCAUAUAUGCAGAAUAUUAUAAAAAGGCUUUUAGUGAUAUACUGUAGAUACUCAAGUAGCUGACAACUGACUAAUAGUUUGCUGACUAACUGAGCUUUGAAUACCUUUACUUAGGUUAUCAGUAAUAUUCAUAAGUAUUAAAUUAAAUUAAGAAGUAUUCUGGAUUAAAUUAUGCUGAGAAUCAAAGGAUAUCAUUUCAUCACUCAUCAACCAUACUUCAAAUUUUCUACUUCCCAGGUAGUUCUUUCAAAAUUAAGAUUGGCACUAAUAGGUCAAAGUACAUUUGCUGCAGAGGUGUAUAAGCUGCUGAAAAAUAGAGGUCACAAUGUGGUUGGAGUGUUCACCAUUCCAGACAAAGGCUCUCGUGAAGACCCUUUGGCAACAGUAGCACGGGCUGACCAGACACCAGUAUACAAGGUGAAAGCUUGGCGUAAAGGGGAACAAGCACUCAAGGAAAUUGUAGAUCAGUAUAAGGAAGUGGGUGCUGAGCUCAAUGUGUUGCCAUUCUGCUCUCAAUUCAUACCAAUGGAUGUUAUCAACUUUCCUAAACUAAAGACUAUCUGCUAUCAUCCAUCUAUUCUGCCUAGACAUCGUGGAGUCAGUGCCAUCAGCUGGACUCUUAUCCAAGGAGACAAGGAAGCAGGGUUCUCAGUGUUCUGGGCAGAUGAGGGACUAGACACAGGUCCUAUUCUCUUGCAGCAGAAGUGUGCUGUGGAGCCUAAUGAUACAGUAGAUACACUGUACAGUCGCUUCCUGUAUCCUUGUGGUAUUAAAGCCAUGGCGGAGGCUGUAGACAUGGUGGCUGAUGGCAGUGCUCCAAAAAUUGAGCAACCAACUGAGGGUGCAAGCUUUGAGCCUUCAUUGCGAAAAAAAGAGCUCCAGAAAAUUGAUUGGAGCAAAGAUGCUGUGGGGAUACACAACUUUAUAAGGGGAUUGGACAGUUCACCAGGGGCAUGGAGCAUUUUAAAUGGAGAAGAAGUCAAAUUUUUCGGAUCAAAGUUAUGGAAAAGUGCUAAGCCUGAGGGAACACAAAUAGCAGUAAAUGGAAUGCAUCAGCCAGGCAUAGUUCACCCAGAUGGGAUUCUACUUUGGGGCAGUGAUGGCAAAAUGGUGAAUAUUGAGAGACUGUCAGUGAAUGGUAGAAUGAUAUCUGCAUCUCAGUUUGGGAAGAGUAGGGAUGAGAGUGACGCCUUGCAGCUGACAGAAAAAGAAGAAAAUAUGAUCGUUAUUUUGAAUUCAGUUUGGAAGAGCAUUUUAAGUAUAGAAGUUAAUAACACCACUGAUUUUUUUGCUUCCGGUGCUGGUUCUAUGGAUGUUGUUAGAUUAGUGGAAGAAAUAAAAGAGAAACUACAAAUAAACUUGCAGAACGAAGACGUUUUCAUGGCCCCUGUGUUCUUGGAGUUCUGUGAAACAGUUGUCAAGAAAGCUCGUGGAGCAUCUGACAAGAAAGAAUUUAAAUACAAUGCAAUUCAAAUGGAAGCCAACAAUAUCAAUUUGACAUUUCCAAACCAAUUGUUUAUCAACAAUCAUUUUGUUAAUUCUGAGUCUGGCAAGACAAUAGAUUGUAUCAACCCAUCAGAUGAGUCUGUCUUGUGCAAGGUUCAGUGUGCUAGUGAGAAAGAUGUGGAUGAUGCUGUAGAAGCAGCCAGGAAUGCCUUUUAUGAUGGAGAGUGGUCAAAAAUAAGUAACCGGGAACGAGGUGUGCUGAUGAAUCGACUCGCUGACUUAAUGGACAACCACAAGGAGGAGUUGGCGACAAUUGAGAGCUUGGACUCUGGUGCAGUCUACACUCUUGCACUCAAGACUCACAUUGGCAUGAGUGUGGAGACUUGGCGCUACUUUGCUGGCUGGACAGAUAAGAUACACGGCUCCACCAUUCCCAUCAGCCAUGCCAGGCCCAACCGCAAUCUCACCUUAACGCGUAGGGAACCAAUUGGAGUAUGUGGCCUGAUCACUCCAUGGAAUUAUCCGUUGAUGAUGUUGUCUUGGAAGAUGGCACCCUGCUUAGCGGCUGGAAAUACAGUUGUCAUCAAGCCCUCUGAACAAUCACCUCUCACAGCUCUCAAGUUUGCUGAACUCUCUGUAAAAGCUGGCUUUCCACCUGGAGUAAUCAACGUGUUACCUGGAAAAGGAAGUGAAGCUGGAGCAGCUAUAGCAAACCACGCUGAUAUCAGGAAGGUGGGCUUCACCGGUAGCACCAAGACUGGCCAACACAUCAUGAAGAAUGCAGCCUCCAACUUGAAGAAAGUUUCACUUGAGCUUGGAGGCAAAUCUCCACUUGUAGUCUUUGAUGACUUUGACCUUGAUAAAAGUGUCAGGCUGAGCAUGGGAGGAGUUUUCUUUAAUAAAGGAGAGAACUGCAUUGCGGCUGGACGUGUAUUUGUUGAAUCUAGUAUUCAUGAUGAAUUCUUGAAGAAAUUAGUUGAAGAGACUAAAAAAGUAGUGAUUGGUGACCCUUUGAACAGGAACACCCAACAUGGGCCCCAGAACCACUUGGCCCAUCUUAAUAAGCUGAUGGCUUAUUGCCAGAAGGCACAAAAGGAAGGAGCAACACUGGUGAUGGGAGGUCAACGCUGCAACAGGCCAGGAUACUUCUUCCAGCCCACUAUUUUCACUGAUGUUGAGGAUCACAUGUUCAUAGCCAAUGAAGAAGCUUUUGGGCCUAUUAUGGCUAUAACAAAAUUUUCUAGCAGUGAUCUGGAUUCUCUAAUAAAAAGAUUAAAUAGUAUAGAAUAUGGGCUUGCAUCAGGCAUCAUUACAAGAGACAUCAACAGGGCUUUGAACUUUGCUGAGAAAAUUGAAGCUGGCACAGUGUUCAUCAAUACUUACAACAAAACUGAUGUUGCUGCUCCUUUCGGUGGCUUCAAGCAGUCUGGCUUUGGAAAGGAUCUAGGGGAAGAGGCACUGAAUGAAUAUACCAAAGUGAAGUGCAUCACUGUAGAGUACUGAGGACUAUGCCCAACAUUAUGACUAUUUUAUCCCCCAACAUUAUGACUAUUUUAUCCUAAUUUAUUUUUUUGUUGUACUUACUGUCAUAUUUCAUAGGCAAAUAUGAAAUUUAAGCAAAUUAUAAAUGUUUAACUUGGUGAAUAAUGAAAAUUACUGAAAACAAGCAGUAGAGAGAGAGGUGAUUUGGAAAGUAAUUUAGAGCCAGUUUAUGCUUCCAACCACCAGCUUAAAAAUUAGGGGUUGUUGCUUAAUCUAAAUUUGGGUAAAAUCACAUCUUAAUUUCUGUUUAUUCAAUCUAAUUCUCAAAAUAUGAGAACCGUACAAUGGAUAAAUAUAUUGACUGAAUGGGCUAAACUUUCAAAUACAAAAUUACAUCAUAUAUGCCAGUUUAUACUGGUAUUAUGAAUGUAUCUCAACAAUUUUGAUUUUCUCAAUUGUAAUAUAAUCCUAAAUGAACAAUAAGGAAUCUUUUUAUUUCUCAAUAGUUUUUAUUUUACAGUUAGUUACUGACCCCCACAAACAAGUAUUUUAGUUCAGUUGUGUUUUAUUGUAACAAGGUACUUUUUAUAUUUUCUCAUAUAUAACCAUGCUCACAAGGAUCAAGUGUUAAGUAAUGAUACAAGACUUCACAAAAAUACAUUAAAUCAAUAGCAAAAUUACUGUAUUGUAGUAUAGUAGUAUAGUUAUUGUUUAUCACUAACUUAUGAGGGUUAUAUCAAUAAUGUUCAGUUUGUGUGUUAAGUUUUCAGCUUUGUCCAUUGACAUAAACUUUAGAUAUUGCUUGUAUGCCUGUAAAAUUUUUCAAAUUUGAAACUUAUAAAAUAUAUUUAAAAUCAGUUUAUUAUAUUUUAAACAUUGUGAGUGAGGUGAAUAUGUGUGUAGUUAAAACGUUCUAUUGAUAUAGCAUAAUUUUGUUGAGAUAAAAUUCUCUUGAAACCCUAAUAAUGUAAUAUCCUAGCAUUUGCUCUGAUUUACAAGUUGUGUGGGUGGUGCUUUUAUUUGCUGAAAUGCCUCCAAGUCUGUAAGGGGCCUCUCACCACUUUGCUACCCAGUAAAACCUCUUUACUUGGCUAUCCAAACUGUGGGGAGGAGGGAGUAUCUCCAUGUAAACAGUCAAUACUGCAGUCAAAAUUGCUAGAGGUUAAAAACCUCAUAAAUAAAACCUAGCCAUAAAAAUUAUAUGAGGAUCAUUUUUAAAGCAAGAACUGAUUGCGCAUUGUGCAGCCACUCUUUGCCAGUCCCCCACUACAACACCAUUAUGUUUCAUGUCUCUAACAGUGUUAGUUGUGUGGUUAUACUGCUUUGUUCGUCGCUAUGUUUAUAAUUAAUCUCACCGUGUGUAAUUGUGAAGAAUAAGAAUAACUUAUAAGAAUUGUAUUAGAAUAAAAAAACAUGCUCAGUUUUUAAAUGCAAAAAAUGUUGUGUUGCUGAAAUUCACCGGCAACUUGUUGUAAUUUAUGGCGAGGAUGUAAUGUAACGAUGGAAAUGUGCGAAAAUGGUGCUUUUUAAUGAAAGAAAGACAAAUGUUCAUGAUGAAGAACAAUCUGGACAGCCUACUGUCAUGAAUGAAGACUUGUUGAAAAAAAUAUGAUGAGGAAAUGACAUGACACAGAACAGGUACUUCACUAUUAACGAACUUCAUCAGAAAUUUUCACAAGUUUCAAGGUCUGUAAUUUAUAAUAUUGUUACUGAUAAACUUCGCUACAAAAAAAAGGUGUGCAAGAUGGGUGCCAAAAAUGUUAACAGAAAAACAUAAAGCAAAGCGUAUGGCACAUUCUUUGCCCGCUUUGGAGCAUUAUCACUAGGAUUGUGAAGGAAACAGGAUUUUUCCGGACAUUUGCCAUUGUGCAGUGAAACAAGAAAUCAGUAACACCAUGUUUCGAGAUCUGCAAUCUGAUCUCUUCUAACAAAGAUAACCUUCAACAAUAACAAAGAUAACAAAAAAAUAACCUUCAAACAAAGAAAGCAUCACAAGGAUGAUGAUGAGUUCUUAAUCACAUUGUGACUGGAGAUGAAUCGUGGGUUGCAUACUACACUCCAGAGACUAAAAGUCAAUCCAGUGAGUGGUAUUACUUAAACUCUCAGACGAAGUCACGGAAAUUCGACAAAGAACCUUCGAUAAGGAAAAUCGUAGCCACAGUUUUUUGGGACCGGAAAGGCAUACUUUUGAUAGACUUUUUGCUACAAGGAAUGACAAUAAAUGCAGAAAGAUGAUAUGAAACAUUACUGAAGGUAUGCUGUUUAAAACUGCCGACAAGCCCUGCUCUCUAGCAGCGUUGUAAGAACCGUCACAGUAAGAACAGAUACACAGCUGGACAAUUUUCGUUGGGAAUUACUGGAUCAUCCACCAUAGAGCCCUGAUUUAGCACCAUUUGACUUUUUUCCAAAACCCAAGGACUUUCUUGGUGUGAAGUGCUUAGAAAGUGAUGAAAUGUUAAAAGAAAUAGUUACCAAUUGGUUUAACAGUCAGGCGGCAGAGUUCUUUGAUUAUGCGAUCCAAAAGCUGGUUCCAUGGCUUUAAAAAUGUUUUAAUGUUCAUGGUGACUAUGUAGAGAAGUGAAUAAAUGUUCAUAAUUUAGUUUUGAAACAAUUUAAAUUCAAACAUACAGUUUCCCUUGAUCCAUUACAAAUCAGUUCUUACUUAAAAAAUGACCUCUCAUACAACACAAAAUACCUAAAAAGUAUUGAAGUAUAAAACAUUACAGAUAUUUUCGUAUUGUUGUGGCAAAAUAAAUGUUAUAUGAAUUUGAUGAAUAUAACAAGUAUUGUGAUAAAAAACAUUCCACAUUUUCAAGUCUUUCAAGUGUCCCGGUAAUUUUAAUGAACAAUAACUAUAUCAAAGACACUUCUUUAAUUUUAAAUUUGUAUCUUUCUGUAAUCUAUGUGAUAUGGUUGUGUGGCAAGAUCACCAGCUAACAGACCUAUAUACCAGUGCCUAGUAGCUUUUAUGUAUUUAAGUUAGUGAAUUUACUAUAAUAUUUGAUUUACAUGUGGGGUUUUUAAUAUAAGUUUUUUAUAUUAUUUACAUAUAUUACUGUAACACAUGAAUUCAUAAUAUUCCUUGAAUGCCAGUGACAAUGUAUCAGACAGCCAGUUCAGUCCUGUCAUUGGGAUCAAGUACUUUCUUUGAUUGAUUACACAAGUAAAGUCUGAAGCUGUUGAGGCAGACAGUGUGAUAUAAUUGUAUGGAAAAGAAUUAAUAAUUAUUUAUGGUACCAGUAUAGGUAUUUUUGAUUUAUUAUUUACUAUAUUAAUCAUUCCAAAAGACUAUUUGUGUAGUUUUAUAUAUUUAAUAUAAUUAAAUUAAGUUUUUAUAUGAAUGUGGAAUCAGUAUGCUUUGUUGCUGUUAUUUAUGUUAGUUAUAUAACUUUCUAAGUAUUUCAAAGGUUUAUUGCUUAAUGUUUUAUAAAUAAUUAAUGUUUGCUUAAUUUAUGUUCACAAAGGUAACUUUAUAAACUGCCUAUCUUCAUGUAUUCUGAACCAAACAAAAUUGAUUACUUAUCUUUUUUUUAGAAAACAUCGUAAUGGUUUUAAUUAACUAGAUUGUCUUUCAGUUCCCAUUUUUUUCUUUCUGAAAUAUAGUUUUAAUCUCUUGUAAUUUUUAAUUUUCAUUGUUCACCGGCUGAGCACAAAAAUCUUACACACAUGUUGUCAUAACAAAUAAAUAUUUACAAUAUAAUUACUUCUCAUUAAAAUGCUGGUAAACUAGUUGUUGUACACAAUGAGGACAUCUGUGGUGUACAUUGUUGUACACCUUUUAAAACGUUAACGAAAAAGGUCACCAAAUUUGUAAAUUUUAUAUGCAUUUCUGUUGUUUUAUUACUCAAAGUAUUUGAGAAGUUUGUAUGUAGUUAUGUUUACCAGUCUGCUACAUUCAUAAUAUCUAAACAAACACAGGUUAUAUUAAAAUAUACCAGCCGGUUCUGAAUAUAAACUCGAUUGAAUGACACCAGUCUAAAUUUUUAAUUAAAUCCGAUAACAAUGUCUUCCUAACUUAAUUUUAAUAACUUUUAAUAAAUCUCUGUAAACUUUGACUAAAACUGUCACAAAGUAAAAGAAGAUUUCGCCAAUUUCUAAAAUGUUUUUUUUCAGUAGUAAAUAGAGAUUAUUUAGUCUAUGCUUAAAUCCGUUCCUCACUAUACUAACGUUUAGCAACUUGAAUCAGUGUAGUACGCAUGGUAGCAUCAUAGUACAUUUCUUGUAAAAAGAGAUUUAUUUAUAAAAAAUGACUGUAUUUAGUAAUUAUAAUACUAUACAAAAGCACCAAAUUUAUUUCUAUAUGACAUACAGUAAUGAAGUAGUUAAGGUUUAUUGAGUGCUAUCCUUCAUUAAAAUACACUAAUCAAGUUGUAAAUUUUGAUUAACUGUUGAUUAAUAGCUGAUUACUACUUUUGAUACCUGAAAUUAUCUUAUUGAUCAAAGAUGCCAUGACUAACACCAUGAUACCAAUUGUUUUUUUUAACUUUUUUGUUUGUGGGAUUUUCUGCUAUCUUGUUAGCUUGUUAUGUAAUUUCUUUAGAAGCAGUAAAUGUUGUUUUGCGGAACUGUUAUUUACAUUAUGUUUUAUUUAUCAACGUAAUGUAACCAAAUACUACCUAUUGAACAUAAAAUUAAGUGUUUACAUGAUUUUAUUAUUAUAUAUUUUCUUACUUUAAAUUAGAUGUUUUACUACAUACAAUUAACCUUACAUAAUAUAACUAGUAAUACAUAAUAGUUACAUAAGUAACUUUCUGUUGUUAAGUGUUGUAAAAAGCUUAAAUUCAGUUAAUGAAAAUUUAAUUGAUGUUAUUUGGUAAAUCAACUUGUUUAAACCAACAAAAACAUACAAUAAUCAAAUAAUGUAAAAAAACUUAUUCUAUGACAUAUCUGUUUAUAACAGUAAUGAUGCUGCUUCAGGUUCUAGUGGACUGUAAUCUUAUUACCCCAUUUGUACUUGUCUUUAUUCUAUUAUAUAUAUAUAUAUAUAUAUAUAUAUAUAUAUAUAUAUAUAUAUAUAUAUAUAAAAUAUGUCAAAAAGGUUAUAUGUAUGGCCAUUAUAACUUACUUAGGUCUUACUAUUUUUUGUGCCGUAUUUGAUUAUGCCUUGUUUCCACGAUUAAGAAAACAUAUACACAUACACAGAUCUUAGAAGCCUAAUUUUUUCAAAAGACAACUAAGAUGGGUUUAAUAACAGUCUUUAAAUUUGUAGUAAUAGUUGGAUAGUAACUUUGUCUUUGAUAUCUGCAUUACAGUAUUGACCAACCAAUGCAUACUUAAUAUUUGCUAAAAUGUACACUUUAAAGUAUAGUUUUACUAAACUAUUAAUUUUGUUAUCUGGAUAUUUUCUUACUCUGUGCUUAACAGUGGUUACAGAAAAGGUCGAAAUAAGAAGUGUUGCUUUCAAGCGUAUUUUAUGCUGUCAAGACUAUAAAUGUAAACAAAUUGAAAAUAGUGGUUAAAAUUAAUUAAACAUAAAUGGUUGUGCUAUCAUAAAGCAAUGUUUACACAGAACAGUUGAUUACAUUUAACAGACUCUUUCAAUUAAGAUGUGUUUGCUGUAAUGGCACUUUAGAGACCAAUGGGGCAUAGUCCAGAGGGAUUUUUGAAAUAAGAAUAGGCCUUUAUGAUAACAAAGGAUACUAAGGAAUGCCUAUUUAAAAUUUCAGUAUAAUUGAUCCAGUUGUAUGUAAUUUAGUUGAUUUCUUCAUAACAUAACUUAAGUGAUGCUACCUGUAAAUAAGUUUCCAUUUUAAUACCGGUGAUUUAUAUUUUUCUGUUAUUGUAUAGAUUAUGUCUAGAAGUAACAGAAAUGUAUUUAAAAACUAGUUAUAUAAAAUGUUUUUUUCAAAUCCAAAAAUACAACAAAUGAAACCCUACAGUUAUCAAGCAACAGGAAACAUAAAGUAUAAUGAAAUAAAGAAUUUAUUGUUACUACAUAGUUAUUGAAUGAAAUAUCAUUGUGCUCCACUUUGGCUAUGGCAGAAGGUGAAAUAAAAUGCCCUUUUCUAACCUUGAAAAUAGGUAAUUUAUUGAGUAAUAAAAUUAAAAAUAACAUGUGUCAUAAUUCAAAAGUUUUCAAUUAAAAAAUGUGUUUUGGUCACAGAUUAGGUCUGUGAUAGUAUGAAUGGUGCUAUGCUAAUGCGUUAUUGAGUAGUAAUUAACCCACAUUAUCCUACUUAUAUAGAACACCUUGGUGUGGUGUAUAAUCCAUCUUCAUGGCAGAUGAGAGUUAAACAUACCUGACAAAUAAUGGUGACAUGUAAUAAAGUAAUUUAUGGACAUUCUGUACAUAACAUGCACAUCUAGUAAUGAUGAAAACACCCAAGGACUAAACUUCAGUAAAUAAGGAGAACAAAGCGGAAAGUAACAUUUACAGUCACUGCAAAUCAAAGUAGUCUUGGUUGUCCGUUCAAAGUAAAAGUGCAUUUUUGUUCAGUGUUUGUUUUUAAAGAUGUAAGGAUUGAGAAGGAAACAGGAUUUUUGUGGCCAUUGUUCAGUGAUACAAAAAAUCAGUAACACUACAUUAGCCAACCACUAAGCCAACCAAAUCCUGUUUCUUUUCAUUUAUUAAUAGCAACCAUUUGGUCUACGAAAUCCAGGUUUCUUAGGUAAUUUAGGCUAAAAAGGAAUUUAAGUUAUAUAGAUAAGAAAAGGAAAUUACUGCUAUUAAUUUGCCACUUUUAAACAGAAUGCUUUGAAGUUAUGUUUUUAUUAAGAAAUUUUAAAACCUUAACUUUCAUUUUAUAGAAAUGUUAAGAUUAAGAGAUUUGAUGAGGUAUUGAGGAAUAUUGCAUACCUGUAUCUUACAUUAUACUCCUACAUAUCUUGCAAUGUAUUCUGUAAAUUUAUUUGACAGAUAACAGUAUAAACCUGUGUUAUGCUUGUUAGUAGCUAGAAUUUGUUGUACUACUACAGAAAUAUCUAUUUUAUUUGUAUUUAUUGUUUUUCACAAGACAAUAACUUUUGUGGUGAUGUUAUCCAUGACAUUUAUUGAACUAUAUGCCUUGCCUUUUUAUAACUUUUUUUAUAAAAUAAACACAUUUUACAAGUUA
Messenger RNA from Homalodisca vitripennis (glassy-winged sharpshooter), 10179 nucleotides. RefSeq names its product cytosolic 10-formyltetrahydrofolate dehydrogenase. Gene Ontology annotation, cellular component: cytoplasm. Gene Ontology annotation, molecular function: aldehyde dehydrogenase (NAD+) activity; formyltetrahydrofolate dehydrogenase activity. NCBI's taxonomy places the organism in Eukaryota, Metazoa, Arthropoda, Insecta, Hemiptera, Cicadellidae. The transcript has 15 exons. The coding region runs from base 371 to 3148 and encodes 925 amino acids. Gene Ontology annotation, biological process: biosynthetic process; 10-formyltetrahydrofolate catabolic process; one-carbon metabolic process. The record is from RefSeq and is a predicted model, not a curated record.